ACGGCAGGCAGGCUGGCUGGCUGGCUAUUCCUUGUAUGGGAAGGAGGAAAGGGUGAACCGAAAACAGUUUGCGCCGCCACUCACCGCCUAACGGAAACCAAAGUGAAAAGGCGGUUCCGUUGAUAUUUAUAACUCCUUUUUAAAUCUUUUCUCCCUCUCCUCCAAGCAACCACAACUACACGAAGCAAAAACAACCUCUCCCUCUUCCUCUCUUCGAUUUGCUAUUUCACACACUGAAACCACACGCUUUAUGUAGCAACCUGCACUCCUUUAUCUCUCUCUCUUAAUUCCCUCUUGCUUCUCUAUUUUCUUUUCAAAUCACUUUCACAGCCCUCCCUUGAGCCUUUAGUCCCUUCUUUUUCUUGCUUUGUUUCCUAACUUUAUAUGCUCUAAUUUUGGAUCAGUUUUCUUCCGGUGCAAGUUCGCUUACAAAAUGCAUUGUUAGUUUGUUUCUCAUACAAUUUCGUUGGCCUUUCUUACAUCCUGGGGUAUACUUGCAAUUCAUCCAUCAAAUCCCGCUUUUCAGUUCAAUAUUUGAUCUAUAUUUUCCGUGUUUCAUAUGGAAUUGAAGUUUGUCUUUCCAUAGGCGUAGGCAAGUUGCUUUUUAGUUUUUAGCAAAACUUUCAAGAAAAAAAAAAAAAAACAAACAAACUCUGUUUUUCUCUGGGAUUUCUUAGGCUAGUUAAAUUGUAAAAUCUCUGGUUAAACCGAGUUCAGCAAUUAAAAAUGAACUAUUCACCGAUUCAAGUCAGAAAUACCAAUGAAAUCACACAUGGGUUUAAUGGUUUUACUUCUCAAAACACGCCAGAACAUUCUUUACAUAAUCCUUCAAAUUACCAAAGCACUCAUAGCAGACACUCACAUGAUCAGGAAUCAGCUGUUUCCGAUAGCGAAAGUUUUAGUUCGGGAGUCAGUUAUAAUCAAUCCCCAUCAUUCAAUGAUGGGUUGAUUCGACUUUUCGAAGGAGAAAGAGUUCAUGAUCUCAUCAAGCAAAGAUUCGUUUCGGGUUUGGGUUUACUUGGCAAGAAAGCAACAGUUGUUGCCAUUCAUAGGAAUACUUACUCUGGUGUUCUGGAGCAAGCUAGAAUGCAAUCCUUUCAGAUUAUUGCGAAAGCAAUGGAGAAGAAGUGUGGUGGCGAUGCGAAUGUCAAGUUUGGUUGGUAUGGUGGUACAAGAGAUGAGAUCUGUGAGAUUAUGAAGCAUGGUUUCAGUGCCCGGAUGAUUGAUAACAGCAAUGGAUUGUAUGGAUCUGGCAUUUAUCUUUCUCCAGAUGAUUCUCCUGUGGAAUGUGUGAAGAAAUUGAAUGUUGGUAAAGAUGGUCUGCGGCAUAUGUUGCUUUGCCGUGUUAUUCUGGGGAAGGCAGAGGUUGUUCAUCCGGGUUCUGAUCAGUAUCAUCCGAGUUCUGAUCAGUUUGAUUCAGGAAUGGACAACUUGUCAUCUCCUAAGAAGUAUAUUGUGUGGAGUGCCCAUAUGAACACUCAUAUUUUGCCAGAGUAUGUGAUAAGUUUCAGUGCUCCUUCUAGCUUGAAAGGGUACUUUAGAAUUCCUGAAUCUUUGAGGAAGCCAACUUCUCCUUGGAUGCCAUUUCCUUCUCUUAUUUCUGCUCUCUCAAAGUUCUUGCCUCCCACUACUACCAAGUUGAUUAUCAAGUAUUAUAGAGCUCACAGAGCAAAUAAGAUUUCUAGACAAGAACUGAUACAGCAAGUGAGAAAGAUUGUAGGGGACAAGCUACUGAUUUCAGUCAUCAAAUCAUUUAGAACCAAGAUGCUUGUAACAUCAAGCAACUUGGAGCAAACAAUGGUUCAAAAAGGAGUCAAUAUUGGAAUGAAUCAUGAUGUGAGGAGGGACGGCAUGGAAGAAUUGAUUAUGCAGGUAUGAAGCAGAGUGCGGACUGAAAAGACAGAUGAAACUGACAUAAACGAGUAGCUAAUCCAAAUUGACAUGUAGAAACCGAGUGUUUAGUUGCUGGUAGGUCGUCUUGUAGUCGCAGAGUAGUCAGUAGGCAUUUUACAUAAUGGAAGUUACAGCUUGUGCCAUCACACGACUGCUAUGCAAGUGGAAAUAUUUGUCAGCAAUAUGUGAAAGGAAAUGUAACCUUUGACUCUCACUAGAAAAAUAAAAAUGUUGUUACAGCUCAA
Messenger RNA from Populus nigra (black poplar), 2138 nucleotides. Its product is annotated as probable inactive poly [ADP-ribose] polymerase SRO5. Gene Ontology annotation, molecular function: NAD+ poly-ADP-ribosyltransferase activity. Bases 727 to 1878 code for a protein of 383 amino acids. NCBI's taxonomy places the organism in Eukaryota, Viridiplantae, Streptophyta, Magnoliopsida, Malpighiales, Salicaceae. The transcript has 5 exons. The record is from RefSeq and is a predicted model, not a curated record.